Messenger RNA from Oldenlandia corymbosa var. corymbosa, 3883 nucleotides. NCBI's taxonomy places the organism in Eukaryota, Viridiplantae, Streptophyta, Magnoliopsida, Gentianales, Rubiaceae. The record is from the annotation of a GenBank genome assembly.
UGAACAUUUAUUUUAAUGGGGUUGGUUGGAGAUAUUCUAGUAAUUUAGUUACCCUAUUUAAUGUUUUCUUAAACUUUGUGCAUACUCUAGAAUGACACUUAUUUUGGAAAGGAGGGAGUACAACAAUACAACAUAUAAUUUCGGGGUAGGUCAUAAUUUUAGCACAAGUUUACAAACAUAUUUAUGGGGGCAAUCUUUUUUGUUAUUAUUGGCUUGUAGUACUAAAAAGUAGAAUGCGGAACGUAUAGAAUGCAUUCAGAUUUCAGGUCAGGUGAACAGAAACAUCUUCUUUCAUUCUUCCUCUCAAGCUUUACCGACUUUGUGGGCGAUGAAGCUAAUGAGGACGAAGGGAAAAGCUUUUGUGGAGUCAAUUCUGGUGAGCCCUUUACUCUUCUUGAAUUAUAAGUCACAUCUUUUCGCAUUAGAAUAUCACACUGCCGCCCCACCAUACUGUAAUCCUGUUAGAAACAGAGAGCAUUUGCAUGCAAGACUUAAAUCCGGGUUCCUCAAUGACAUUACUAGCCCGGAAGAUGCCCUUAAUUUGUAUAAACAGAUGGUCCUAUUGGAUCCUCCGCCAAAUGUGAUUGCUUUCACUCAAUUGCUUGACCGAUUGGUUAAAUUGAAGCACUAUUCACUUGCCAUUUCACUGUACCGCAACAUGACUGCUCUGGGAUUUCCGGUUAGUGAUUACAUUCUCAAUACUGUCAUUCAUUGUUACUGUUUGGUGAAUAAGGUUGAUUUUGGGUUCUCUGUAUUGGGAGGUUUUUUUAAGCGUGGCAUUGUGCCUGAUGUGUGCACUUUUGGUACUCUACUCAAAGGGCUUUUUAAGGAAAUACGGAUUAACCAGGCCCAAGAAUUGUUUAGGAAGAUAAUUUUCGAAAAAUUAUGUGAACCUGACAUUCCCAUGUGUGUUACCGUGAUAGAUGGGCUCUGUAAAGUAGGGAAUACUAGCAUGGCCAUUCUAUUUCUCAGAGAUAUGGAAAGAGGAAGAGUUGCGCCAGAUGUCAAAGUGUACACUGCUAUUGUGGAUAGUCUGUGUAAGGAUAAUAGAGUAGAGGAAGCAAUCCUUCUUUUACGAGAGAUGAUCGAGAAGGGUAUUGCCCCAAAUGUUGUUACUUAUACUUGUUUGAUAAAGGGUUUUAGUAAUAUAGGUGCCGUAUGUAAGGAAGGGAAAUUGGAAGCUGCUGAGGGUUUUCUCCAAAUGAUGACUCAGCAUGGCCAGAUCCCUAAUGUGAUCACUUACAAUGUUCUCAUGGAGGGGUGUUGUUUGCAGGGUCAAAUCAGCAAAUUGCAAAAAAUUUUUGAUGCCAUGGUGGGAUGUGGGAUUGUUCCAGAUUUGAUCAGUUAUGGUAUCUUGAUAAAAGGUUAUUUCAAGAGCUUUAAAGCUGAUGAUGCAAUACAUAUCUUCCGCGAGAUGCCACAGAAAGGAGUGAUGCCAAGCGCUGCCACGUACAAUGCUGUCUUGCAAGGAUUAUUUAGGAUGGGAAGGUAUGCCACUGCAAGACAUGUUUUCAUGGAGAUGCAAUCAGUGUCUAUACCCCCUGAUUUUUUAACUUAUUCUAUAAUGUUGGACGGCCUAUGCAAGAGUGGUUCGGUUGAUCAAGCCAUUGAAUUUCUUCACAAGUUUAAGUUGGAAACUGAGGGAGUGGAGCUUCACACAACUAUGUAUAAUAUCAUUCUUGACGGUUUGUGCAAAUGCGGGAGGCUUGAUACUGCCAGAGAUGUUUUCCGUAGUAUCUCCUUGAAAGGAUUGGAUCCUGACGUCACAACUUAUAACACAAUGAUAGCUGGCCUUUGUAGAGAAGGUUUGGUGAAGGAGGCUAAAGAUUAUAUUGUGAAGAUGGAAGAAAAUGGUGUGUUGGCAGAUGAAAGGACAUACAACACGAUUAUUCGAGGACUUCUUAAAAUAGAUGAAUUUGAUGAUGCAGCAAUCUAUGUUGAAGAGUUACUUCGACGAGAAUUUUCCUUGGAUUCAUCAACUUUCUCCCUUUUGCUUGAUUUGUCCUCAAACAAGGCGAACUGUACAGCACUUGCAAAGGUAAUUCAAAAUCUUGGGUCUGAAAGAAUGAAGCUUAUGUUGGAGUCAACACUGAAUGGUGUAUUGCAAUUAUUUUGUCUCGGAUUAGUCAAAUCCGAAUCUAUCUAUUUUAUACUAGAUUCGGAUUUGGCAAAUCCGAAUCUCUUUGUAUUACAAACCAAUUUAGUUCAGAAGUGUGAGGAACAAGGUGGAAUUUGCGGAUGGCAGAGUGGAAGUACCAAUAGAAUUGGCUGCUUGGGAGGAAAGAAACACCAAUCAGGAACGUUGAAGAAACUAGAAAUUUCUGAACUCAAGAAAGAACCCUACCCACAUUCUGAAGGUGGAGAGAUGAGUGUUUACGACCAUGUUGACUGUAGUGCCCUGUUGCUUGCUCAUCUACGGAUAAUCAAUGAGGGGGUUAAAGAGGGUGAUCUUCACAAGGUUACCACUGACACUAAACUUCAAGAGCUGUGUAGUGAUGCUCUAGCUGGUGAUAGGCUACUAAUCCUAUAUGACUAUCCAGUUAAUGAUGUGGUUGAUGAUACAACUGGUGAAGAUGCCGAAAGUGAAAGUGAUAGUGAUAGUAGUGAUAGAGAUUGGGAUGAAAAGGAUUCGGAGUAUGACCAGGAAGAAUCUGAAAAUGACUAUGACUUAGUAGCUGAUGACAGUGGUGGUGUAGAAGGGCCUAAAAACCAUAAAGCAUCUACAUCAAGUGCGGGAGCUAAAAAGCUAUAUAAUUCUUCAGUUGGAGCUAAAAAGGUGCAACCUACAUCACUGACUAAGGCUUACAAGUAUGAUGAGGGUAACUACAAUGACAACAGUGGGUCAGAAUUGGAACCAGAUUCUGAGGAAGACUUGCAGAGUGUACAGGGAUCAGAUGGUGAAGAUGUCGACAAGCCUAUGUUGUUUCAUCCUGAGGACAUGGAGAAGCCACCCCUGAGAGCUGGACUAACAUUUAGUUCCCGGGCAGAAUGUAAGGAAGCAAUUAGACGCUAUAAUAUUAGGAGAGGCAGAAGAUGGAGGUUUAAAAAGGAUGACAAACGCAGAAUAAAGGCUAUUUGUCCUGAGAAGUACAAGAAGAAUCAUAAAAGCAAAACACUUAAGCAGUGUGACUGGAUUAUAUACGUCAGUAUGUGUAGUGGGUCCCCUGUUGUGACUACGUUUGUGACUUGGCAUAAGUGCAAGUUCAGGCAAAGAAAUAAGAGUGUAACCUCAGCCAUUACCGGCAGGAUUUGUUCUCAGUUGGUGAAGGAUAACCAGACCAUCACAACCAGGGAUUACAAGAGACUUGCAAAGGAGAAAUACAAGUUUAUUCUCACAAAAACGCAAGCUUAUAGAGCAAGGAGGAAGUCCAUGAGAAUUGUUUAUGGGAAUGUUGAAGAUCAGUAUGAUAAGCUGAGGGAUUAUUGUGGGGAAAUAAUGAAGAGUAAUCAUGGUUCUACGGUAGCCCGAGUUGCAGAUCCCAUGUUUGUGGAUGAGAUAACAAGAGAAAGUGUCCUUCAAGGACAGCCUCACAAGGGACACAAAAUGAACCAGCUGCGGUGCCUGCCACAGGUGAGCAUGGAUCCAAAUGUGGCUAUUGUGGACUCACAGGUCACAACCAGAGGAAGUGCCCUUUCAUUGACCCACCAGGGGGUUGUAGACCUUGGCAGCAAUGUUGAUGACUUUUUUGAUGCCGUAAACCUUGGAGCAAACAAUGAUGUCUCGUCUCCUGGCAAGAGGAAGCUUGGAGACCCUAAUGAGUCCAACUACGAAGAGGCCAGUCUUCAUGAAAGCCACAUUGCGGAAAUGAGGUCCAAUGAAGCUUUGCCAAUGAAGAAAAUACAACAUAUAAAGAAAAAACAGAAAAUGUCAGGGUACAUGUAA